UCCUGAAGCCCCGCCCCCCCCACCGGAAGCUCCUCCUCCUCCAUCCGUGUGCAGGACCUGCAGGCUCUGCAUGCUGGGAGAACCGCACUGGACCGAACCGAACCUCUGGACAUCAUGAGUCUGGGCGGCACUGACCUCUCUGAGCUGCUGGUUCUGUGGGAGGAGCUUAACCAGACCUCCAACCAGUCUCAGGUGGAGCUGGUGGUGUGUUCGGGUGCCGUCGGACACGCCGCUCUCCUCCACGUUCUGUCAGUCUUCUACAUCUUCAUCUUCCUGGCUGGUCUGGCCUCCAACGUCCUGAUGAUCUGGGUGAGCCUGCGGCGCGGCGGCGCCCGGUCCGAGUCACGGCCGUACCUGCUGAACCUGGCGGCGGCGGACCUGUGCGUGGUUCUGACCCUGCCCUUCUGGGUGGCGUCUCUGCUGCAAUGCGGGCUCUGGCCGUUCGGGGCGGCGCUCUGUAAGGCGACCCAUCUGGUGUUCGGCGCCGGCCUGCUCAGCAGCAUCCUCUUCCUCGCCUGCCUCGGCGUGGACGCCUACCUGUCCGUCACGCUGCUCGCCGGCGCCCCCAGCGGCCGCAGCAGGAAGCUGAUGCGGCGGCUGAGCUGUGCGUUGCUCUGGCUCCUGGCGUUGGCGGCCUCCAUCCCUGAAGCCUACUUCCUGCAGGCGGUGCGGUCCCCCCACCGUGGCGGCGCCGUGUGUCGACCCGUCUUCCCGUCGGAGAACCCCAGGGACGGGAUGGUGGGGGUCCAGGUGAGCUUUCUGGUGCUGGGCUUCGUCGUCCCCGCCCCCAUUAUCACCGUCUCCUACCUCCUGCUGGCGGCGGGCCUCCCUCCGGGCUCGGAUCAGACGCGGCGCCUCAUCCGGUCCUACGUGGUGGCGUUGGCGGCGUGCUGGCUGCCGUUCCACACCGUCCUGCUGCUGGACACCCUGGCGCUGCUGGACGCGCUGUCCUUCAGCUGUCGGCUGGAGAGCUUCCUGUUGGCGGCGCUGCCGCUCACGCAGUGCUGCUCGCUGCUGCACUGCGUCCUCAACCCCGUCCUCUACUGCUUCCUGCACAGGAGCCGCCGCCAUGACCUCAUGGAAGCCUUCGUCUUCCAGUACUCUACCAGAACCGGCCGGUCCGAUCCGCUCUGCAGGACAGCGCUGGAGCAGAUCUAUGAACCCAGGUCGUUUUGGACCUUCUGGUUCUGAUGGCUGUGAUCCGGAACCAGGAGGUCCAGCGUCAGGAACACCAGAAACUGGAUGAAACUGGACUUCACUGAGAUGAAGAUGUUUCGCCGCCGAUCCGGGAGUCUGUGUCCGGCUGCCUCCAUUUUAAUUCUGUUGGUGGUUUCCACCAUCUGGACAUCUGAAGGUCAGAGAACCCGACAGAGAUCCAGAACAGACCUCAAGGUUCUGCAGAACCGGUCCAGGUCCGGUUUGUUUGGGUUCUGCUGUCCUUUAUCUGGUGACCAAUCCAUAUUUUAACCACUUUAGAUUCUGUUCACAUUUCAGCCUUUUUAACUUGAAAUGUCGGAUAUUUAAUGCAUGGAAGACCUUCCCUGAUUAGAGAACAUCAUUAAAUUCAUCAGAAUG
Molecule: messenger RNA, 1575 nt
Organism: Cyprinodon tularosa
Lineage: Eukaryota; Metazoa; Chordata; Actinopteri; Cyprinodontiformes; Cyprinodontidae
Product: atypical chemokine receptor 3-like
Exons: 2
Coding region: 115-1191 (358 amino acids)
Biological process (GO): immune response; angiogenesis; chemotaxis
Cellular component (GO): membrane
Molecular function (GO): chemokine binding; G protein-coupled receptor activity; coreceptor activity
Source: RefSeq, a predicted model, not a curated record